Aspergillus glaucus CBS 516.65 is the source of this 747-nucleotide messenger RNA. Its product is annotated as HNH endonuclease signature motif containing protein. The transcript has 7 exons. The coding region runs from base 1 to 747 and encodes 248 amino acids. Lineage: Eukaryota; Fungi; Ascomycota; Eurotiomycetes; Eurotiales; Aspergillaceae. The record is from RefSeq and is a predicted model, not a curated record.
AUGCUACAGAUGAAUGUCCUCUGCAACUUCAAGUUGGGGGCAAAAUGGCUAGCAAAGCGUGUCCCCAACUCUUCCCAUGAACCAGGAACCCGAUCCGAACAAAAAGAAAAAACUGCGCUAUUAGAGGCGGCGCACAUCUACACUUUCUCUCUUCGCAAGAAUAGCAAAUCCGGACAGGACGGGUACAAUUCCUUUUGGGGUAUGCUGCGAUAUUUCUGGUCGAGUGAAAGGGUUAGACGGUGGGAGGAAGCAAUCUUGGGACCCCAGAACACGGAGACGUGUGAAAAUUUGAUCUACUUGAGUCCGAGUCUGCACACGUACUGGAGUCUAGCCCACUUCGCCCUGCAACCUAUCUAUCUGUCCGAUGAUCGGAAGGUUCUCCAACGCAUUGCCGCUAUGAGUGGGCCCGGCGAGAUUGAGGACAAGGAUACUACGGACGAUGAUGACGAAGCCAGUCCCAAAGUAUUCUCAUCUAACAAUGUGAAUGCUUCGGAUAUGGCAGAUCUCUUAAGGGACAGUGCUUCCUUCAAUUACCCUCGCCUUGAAGACAUGACCCCCUCAACUCCCACGAAGAUCUUACGGGCAAGGCCGCAACGGCAGUCAGUUCAACCUCUAGACCUUGAUUCGCCUUUACAUCUCAUGAAGUCAUCGCCCCAUAAAGGAAAGCAGAAACUUCACUCCGGGAGCCCGUCGAGAGCCCUAGAUUUCCACUACGGCAACCGCAUUAGAAGCGAGAACAGACGGUAA